Messenger RNA from Wyeomyia smithii (pitcher-plant mosquito), 3073 nucleotides. It is a transcript of the gene Snx1, whose product is annotated as sorting nexin-2. Gene Ontology annotation, molecular function: phosphatidylinositol binding. The record is from RefSeq and is a predicted model, not a curated record. Gene Ontology annotation, biological process: early endosome to Golgi transport. Gene Ontology annotation, cellular component: endosome; endosome membrane. The transcript is spliced from 5 exons. Lineage: Eukaryota; Metazoa; Arthropoda; Insecta; Diptera; Culicidae. Bases 278 to 1624 code for a protein of 448 amino acids.
AUGAUUUUUCCUUCUUCUCUUCUGCUUUUGACACAAUCAGCACAAAUUGCUACUUUGCUGACGAACAAAAGUGGCGUUUUAGAAUUUUGUGCUGGUAUCUCGGAACGUUACCAGAAUAGAACCGAAAUAAGUAAGACAGCAGAACAAAAGAUAAGCGGUGCUUUAGAACAUCGAGUAGCUUCUUGUGUUAACGCUAAUAAGUGAGUGCACAAGGCGUGUCGUUCAUUCGGAAGUGCCUCUGUAGCCUCUUCAAACCAGUGGAAACCGCACGAGAAAAAUGAUGGAGAACAACGGAACUGGCGAGGAACACCUGCAGGAACAAACGGGACAACCACCGCUGUUUGACAACGUAGAUAUCACUUCUCCGGAUGAUGAGAACGAGAAUGAUAUCUUCGAGUCGGCAAUACAGGAACCACUUUCACCGGUGCUUGAGGAUGUUCCUACCACUGAAUCUGGAGAUGUAUUCAUUGAAAUUUCUGUUUCUGACCCACAAAAGGUGGGAGAUGGUAUGGGGUCGUACCUAGCGUACAAAGUUUCAACGAAAACUAAUAUUCUAAAAUUCAAAAAACGUCAGUUUUACACCAUGCGCCGCUUUAGCGAUUUCCUCGGCUUACAUGGUUUACUGGUUAGUAAAUAUCUUCGACUUGGUCGCAUCAUUCCACCUGCCCCGGAAAAGAAUAUCAUCGGAACGACUAAAGUUAAAAUGAGCAGUCAACCGCAAAGCGAACCCGGAACCGGUAUCAAUCUGGAAUGGGUGGAGAAUCGUCGUGCCUCAUUAGAACGCUUUCUUAACCGGGUUGCGCAACAUCCUUUCCUCUGUCAAGAUGGAGAUUUUGUAAACUUUCUUGAGAGUGACCAAGAGCUACCCCGGGCAGUUAACACGGCAGCUCUCAGCGGAGCUGGAGUUAUGAGAUUAUUCAACAAAGUCGGUGAAACAGUCAAUAAAAUAACUUAUAAAAUGGAUGAAACCGAUCCGUGGUUUAACGACAAGAUCAACGAAGUUGAAACGAUCGAUGCUCACAUGCAGAAAUUGCAUUCGGCCAUCAAGGCAUUAGUUAACCAUCGUCGCGAGUUGGCCACGUUGACGGGAGGUGUAGCGAAAUCAGCCGCCCUCUUGAGUACCUGUGAAGAGCACACAGGACUAUCGCAAGCUCUCUCUCAGUUGGCGGACGUAGAAGAGAAGGUCGAAUUGCUACGUUCCGAACAGGCCAACUCGGAUUUGUACAUCCUGUCGGAAACGAUCAAAGACUACAUCGGUUUAUUCGGAGCUAUUAAAGAUGUAUUCCACGAACGGGUUAAGGUGUUCCAAAACUGGCAGCAUGCACAGAUGCAAUUGACGAAAAAACGUGAGAACAAAGCCAAAUUGGAACUGCAGGAGCGACGAGAUAAGCUAGAUUUGGCACAGAAAGAAGUCGAGGAGUGGGAAGCUAAGGUCCAACGUUGUCAGAAAGAGUUUGACAAUAUUUCCAGCGAAAUUAAACGAGAAAUGGAACGUUUCGAGCUAACUCGUGCUCGUGACUUCAAAUCCACUAUCAUAAAGUAUUUAGAAGAUCAAAUGGCACAUCAGCAACAGCAAAUGAAGUACUGGGAAGCCAUUGUGCCAGUUGCUAAGGAAAUUGCCUGAGACGAGCAGAACGCGACGACGACUACGAGCGCUAGUUUCACCGACGACGAAAACAACAGCCGCAGGAAGGUCAACACGUUGCGUUUGUCCAUUAAUCUCGCCGACGCCAACGCUAGAAUUUCAUAGACUAAAGCAUCCCAUUUUUCUUGCUAAUAGCAAAAUGGAUUUAGAUCGACAUCUGCAUCUAAUCGCGAACAAGUUUUUUUUUGUUAUUUUCCAGUUGUUACGAAUAUGCCUAGGAGGAACGUGUAUUAUAAAAACAAUUGUGCAGGUUUUUUUUUAUUGUUUUGCAAAUUUUCUUGAAACUAGCUUUACGGCCAAUAUUAAAUUUUGAUUUUCCGUCUACAGAUAAUGUGACGUGUAAAUAAAUUGUUUAAUGAAAUCUCGAGCAACUCGGUGUUCUUAGAAUGGAUACCCCGGCGGGACAUAUCACGCGAUAGUUGGUAUAAUUCCUAAUGUGUUGUAAAUAAAAUAACAUCGACGGAAAGUAAAAAUGUACAUCACAGAUGGCACGAAGAAAAACAAACUAGAUUGAUGGAAACUGUAUAAUUGGAAACCUUUAUAAACGUUUGCUACUGUGACGGGAACUGUAGAUGUGUCCUAGAUAAAGUUAGGUGAGCUCUUUAGAACACUGUUUUCGCUACUUUACUGGAGUGAAGAGACUCACAUAAAUGUAAUGCAUAAUAUGCAAGAUUUUGAAGGUACGUUUUGUUUGGCUUAGUCGAAUUGUACACAUGAACAAACUCUGAAUACUGUACGUGUGAUGGAUGCGCUAGAUUAGACCAAUCGCGUAUACUGUAGGCAAAUUGACACAUCUAGAUAUAAAACGGAUCGAAUUGUUAGUCAACACUUAUAGAACACCAGUAAGCAGUUUACAUUUUUACACUUUUCCCAUUUCAACCUGCAUUUAUGAUCUGCCUCAUUUCUAAGCAUGUAGGUUAAUACACCUCCAAGCACUUAUUUGAGCAUAACAGCUUGAAACUUUGCGUCCAUGCAAAACAAUCAAACUUAGAUCGAACCGCAAGAAGCUACGGAUAGUCAGCAAAUCAUUCCAUAAAUCGAUAAAUGUUUAUAUAUUUUUCGGAUCCGCGUACAACAUCAGCUUCUUUCGUCUCGUUACAAACACCUGUUAUUAUAAUUAUGAUUACAAUCAUAAGUAAAGGAAAGGCAAUGCUAUCGGCGCAUUCGAAAGCGCCAACAAGCACUACCUACAUAUAGUCUGCUAAGUAGUCUUCUAUUUUUCUCGUGGAGAUCCCAACUGUUUAGUCGCUUAUGAUUAUGUUCUAUGUGCUAUGUACACUAGCGUGAUACCUUAUAAUUGUCUAUAUUUCAUACGAAACAGGAAACAGAAAAAUGAUAAAUUAUUGUUAACUAUUUCUCUUUGAAAAGUAUAUAUCUUAAAAAAGCUAUUGAUGAAAUAAAGUUUAGGUAUUCCACAAUCAAGCGAAA